Cladophialophora psammophila CBS 110553 is the source of this 192-nucleotide messenger RNA. RefSeq lists its product as uncharacterized. Bases 1 to 192 code for a protein of 63 amino acids. The record is from RefSeq and is a predicted model, not a curated record. The transcript has a single exon. NCBI's taxonomy places the organism in Eukaryota, Fungi, Ascomycota, Eurotiomycetes, Chaetothyriales, Herpotrichiellaceae.
AUGGCUGUGAUUGAUCAGGCUCCUGCGCAAUUCGAGUUCGCUACCUUCAACGGCAUCAAAGUCGGCGCUCAGCGUACCGCAUCGACCAAGGGCCCCUUUUUAUUCAUUAUCAAAACACCUACCUCCGGCACGUUGUCGCACUCAACCACCAGAAGUGCGGCAGCCAGCAUCAAUAGCCAUGCUCAACGGUAG